AGCUCCAAUAGAGCAAGUAGAGCCGCUCUUGUGCAACCAACACCACCACCACCUCCUCCAUUGAUUCACAGACUUCAAAUUCCCCCACAAGCAGCCCAGCGUCCACUGUGAUCACAUUAAUAACAACAAUAGCCCGUGAUCACACAGGAGGAGAGAACCGGCGCUGCUCGUCCUCCGCGGGAUACUUGGACAGCUACAGCAACAGGAUCCAUCCCUACUCCCGUCUCCUUUUUUUUUUUUCUUCCCCACACCUGUGUUUUCCACUUUGAGAACACACGCUUUUUUUUUGCCCUCUUGGAUACCUGCGCGUUGUCCCUCAUAAAUGUCGGACUGAAUCUCACUACUAUGACAGGGAAACUAGCGGAGAAGCUCCCUCUUACCAUGAGCAGUUUAAUAAACACGAUCCCUGACAGUCUUUACCCAGAAGAGGACAUUCCGACGUCUAUGAACAUUUUCACCAGUACGGAAUCUAUUAAUCACUACUCACAGAUGAACACAGAUAAUAUCAUGGAUCUGGGCAUGGGAAGCGACAAGACAUCAGGAGAGAUUCAGUAUGGCUCCAGCUUCCAGUCCAACCGCAGCGGGCAGACUGUCACCUAUCUGGGGAAGUUUGCCUUUGACACCCCGCCGUCAGGUGGCAUCGGCGGCUCUGGCUGGUGCUCUGACAACAACAUCAUCAGCCUUGUCAGUGCGGGGAUCCUGGGCGUUUCUCCAUCACCUGGCACAGUAACGACACAGACAUCAUCCUCCGCAGCCAGCAUGGGCGGACAGGCAUCAGACAUGGAGCAGGUAUACGGUCCUCCGCUGCCUGCAUACUCCACCUGUAGCGACCUGUACCAGGACCAGGUCUCCUUCCACCACAGCCCGGCCACCAGCACGGCACUUGCCUACCCCGGCAAUGACUAUCACUCCACAUCUAAAGCCCCCAUGGAUGGCAGCCUUUUCUCCAUGAUCCCUGACUACAACCUUUUCCAUCACCAGGGGGAGGUUGGAGUGAUGGAGCACAAGCCCUUCCAGACAAUGGACCCCAUCCGUGUCAAUCCCCCACCCAUAACCCCCCUGGAGACCAUCAGAGCAUUUAAAGACAAGCAGCAGAUUCACCCAGGUUUCAUCGGCGGGCAGCAGCACCCUCCUCAGCACCACCCACCACCACAGACUCUCACCCUAAAGCCCAUCCGACCAAGGAAGUACCCCAAUCGUCCCAGCAAAACCCCUGUCCACGAACGUCCACAUGCCUGUCCUGCAGAGAACUGUGACAGACGCUUCUCCCGCUCAGAUGAGCUCACACGUCACUUACGCAUCCACACAGGUCACAAACCCUUCCAGUGCAGAAUAUGCAUGCGCUCCUUCAGCCGGAGCGACCACCUGACCACACAUAUCCGCACACACACAGGAGAGAAACCCUUCUCCUGUGAGUUCUGUGGACGCAAGUUUGCCAGGAGUGACGAGAGAAAGAGACAUGCAAAGGUUCACCUGAAACAGAAGGACAAGAAGCCAUCUGAUAAGGGCAGUGGGGCGGCUGGGAGCCACAGCUCGCCACCCAGCUCCUGUGGGGGUCCAACGGUGGGGACAUCAUGACCGUGACUACGUGCACAUGGACUCUCGCUAUGCCCCACAGAGAGACUAAGGAAGACAGGACCACGUCCACUAUGAGAUAAAUAGGUGACUCUUUUCCUCUUUUUUUGCAUCGCCUGCUCUUUUCAGUUACUUCUAUUUUGAGAUUGAUGCCUUUGGUUAGAGAAAGAGGGGGAAGCAACUCAGAGCCUCCUGUAACACAGUGCCAACACAAAGAACGGCACCACGGCAUAUUCUGUCCAAAAUCUGUGAGGUUUGGUCUGGAUACACUUUUUGUAAAUUUUACUGAGAAUUUCUUAAUUGGAAAGAAGCCAGAAUCUAUCACAGGGGUCAAAACAGACAAAAUUACAGUGGAGCUUAGUUAAAGGGUGUGUUGUCUGAAAAGAAUGCAUUAAUUAAUUUUAUUUGGCUGUUUUAAAGUGCAAUUGGUUAUAUUUCUGUACUGUCAUGAAUACCUUAUUAGUGGCACUUGACUGUCUAUUUUGUUGUUUUUUGUUGAGGUGUUGUUUUUUAUUUUAUAUUUGAAUGUUCUUUUUUCUUAAGAAUGUGCCAAAUGUAUUGUGGUAAUACAGCAACCUUGUUCUUAUUAUUGUGCCUGACAUUUGCCAAACAUAGCAGUGAUAUCAGCUUAGCACAUGUGUUGAGUUCAAGCAAACAUCAGAUCUCGGUUUUUCUGCAAAAUUUGGUGAAGCCCACAUAAUGACUGAAUGGGUUACACAAAGCACACUGAUGUCCUGUCCUGUAACCUGUACUGAUAAAGCAAACAUGCCUGCAGCAAUCGAUGCCUUUUCCAAUACUUAUUUAUUUAUAGUCACUGAGAGACACUGUGUAUUUUUGUUGCCUUUUUCUAUGGUAACUUUAUGUUGUUUACCAGAUAUAAUUUCUGUUGCUUUUUUUGAAAGCUCACCAAUAAUGUUCAUUUUACAUUUUCUUGAGUUCUGCAAUUAUAUGCAAUAUAUUCAUGACACAUUCACCAACCCGUAAAUCAAAUGAGCUCAAAGCACAGUUAGACAGACUGAACUACUUUAAUAUAUGACACUGGGUUGCAAACAAGCAGUAUAUGAAAGCAAAGAUAAAAAAGGAUUUUUAGUGUAAAAAGACUAAACCACUUGUUUUAAGUCGCCAAAAGAAAAGCAGCAUUAUAUGAGGGAAAUAAUGAAAUAUCCUUAUCCAUGUUUACAUCUUUUUUUAAUACAGUUAGACUGAGACAGAGUUGUGAACUAAGGAGUUGUUGUUUUUUGUACAGUAUACAAACAUGUAUGCAGGUAGUUACAGUAGAAGUUUCACUUUUGUACUAAACGGUCAAAUGCACCAGAAGUCAGUAUUAAAUUGUGCAUAUAUGUGCAUGCUUCCAUGCACACUAUGUAAAUACAAAUGUCUGCAUACACAAGAACUUUCAAUUGACUGAACGCCUGUGCAGAAUGUGUCUUAAAGCUUUUAGUAAUGUAGUUAUAAUACAGAAUAUUUUGUUGUCACAUGUUAUUGCAAUCAUUUAUUGGAGUGCUACAAUAGCACAAAAUAUAGUGUAUUAUCUUCCAUAAAAGAAAAAAAAAAGAAUAAGAGCAUUUGCACCAUGGGUACACUUUAAAGUGACAACUGGUUAAAGGAAGCACUAAUGUGUUCUCUGAAUAAACAACAAGAUGUUUUACAUUAUGUGUUCCUCCAGCGUAGUCCCAAACAAGGCUAUUCAAUUAACACAUCCUCCAAAUUGAACAGAGAAAUAUUUAUAUUCUCAGACAGGCAAGAGACUACAUGAUUGGAUAAUUUUCCCUUUUUUUUUUACAUAGUACAUGCAAUGCCAAUAUUUUUCACGAAUCGUUCCUCACUGAAGGUGUUUUAUAAUAUUGACAAAAGCACAGCAAUGACCAAUUUGAUAAAAAUGAAUGGAUGCCCAUUGAUUGCUUUUUCAGAAAUAUUUCAUUUUAACUUCACUUUGCAAAGCAGGAAGAUGUUUAAGUCUAAGAAGACUGGAUUGACUCUUUGAGUCAAAUGCAAAAAAAAAACAAUAUUGUGUAAUUUUCAUCAAUUACAAUUUAUAUACUACACUUAUGGUUAACAUUUUUUUUUUUUAAAUGAAUGAUUGAAAUCGUGGAUAUCACAAUUUAGGAGUUAUUUUCUUCUGUCAAGCCCAAUUUGUAACUCAUAUGACAAAAAUAUUGGCAUUGGUGUAAGAAAAAAAACAUUCACAUUUUCUCAUUAACUGUUGGUUUUAUUAUUUCAGAUUUAUCCUUUUUGUUUAGUGUUAAAACUGCUGAUAAUCUUAUCAUUUCAUUACAUUCUUCUUCUAUCUACUUUAACAAUGUUUCUGGUUAAUGAAUUUGCUCUUUGACUAUUAAGGAGUGUAGGCUGUAUGCUAGGCACAGAAUUCAAAACAGCAUUGUUAUCAACUGGAGAAAAACACAGUACUGUACUGGUCAGAAGACGCAGCAUUCAGACUUAAAGAGAGUAUCGACUAACUACUGCAAAGGCCAAAAGAAAGGUUGAGAAAAGCGGUGCCACAGAGAACACAGUGCAAACAGAAAUGAGCUUCCAAGGUCAUGCGUUCUCUUUCCUGUUACAACCAGUUUUCACGUCUCAGCUGCCUGGCAAGUGUCCACUUACUUUCCAAUUAAUGUGGCCUCAUAGUCUUUUCUCAGCUCAUCUACAUGCUAAAUGAACAGGCCUCCUUGCAUUUUUAUAUACAGUUUAAAGUUCACUCUCCCUGUAACAUCUAACUGUAAAUCAAUAGUUGACUACUAUGAAAUACAUUAUUUUUUAUUGCAGGAAUCGUCGUCGACAAAUUAAGUUUCUAAAGCAAUUUGCGACAGAAUGUCACUAAGAUGACACGAGCUUGCAGUUAAAAACACUGACAAUUCUAGACCUUUACUAUGAUACACAUCUUUCAAUCAGCAUCAAAUAACUAACACUCAGAGAUACAAUUGGGAUUGAAGUUUAGAUUCUGCAUUGAGUAAUACCCACAAAUGUAAAAAUCCUGUAGCAGACAGCCUCAUGGAGUCCCCACUAAAUAGAUAUACUAAAUGAGGCGAUAGGAAAAAAUAUUAUUUAUAUGUAAUGUUUUCUUUAGAAUAAUAUUCUCUAAAUCAUUUUAAUUUAUUUGACCAAAUAUGAUGCUCUCUUUUGUGUUCUUGAUUUGAGUUUUUUACUGGUGAGAAUGGAUGUUUGUAAUUAUGAUAAAUAGAAUGUGGCCUCCUCAAAAAGAAAAACUGUGUUUAUGUGUUAAAGAAAGAUGCAGAGUCAGACGGAGACUACACCAAACUAUCUCCGCGUCUAAAUGAAGCCAUGUAAUUACAACUUUGCAAACUCAAUAUUUCAUCAGUCGUGUGUUCUCAAUGUGUUUGUCACGCUUGUUAUUUGACACUUUUCUAAAGAACCGAUAGAUUUUGUAAAAUUUAUAUGAUCCCAAUCCCUCAAUAUAGUUUGGUGGUUGAACAACAUAACAGGUUGCAUUUUGUUUGUCUGCACAAUACCCAUUCUCUGUAAUGUGUGAAUGUUAAAGAUAUAUGUCGAUGUUAAACAAACUCAGAAACAGCCCCCUCUUAGUUGUGCUUCUCCAAAAAUAAUUGAUGUAAUUUUUUCUGUUUUAUUGUCAAAAAGUGGGCGGCUGAACGCUCUGAAAUCAGAAUUUGCCUCAUCCUCAUUCUGUGCUCCAUGUUGGAUAUGAGCCAACAUCAGCAGCCAUCUUUGUGCCAAACUGGGUUGCAGGGUUGGCUGAUCAAAAACAAUAAGUGAUGAGAUCUCCACAAAAGCAACAAAUCAUAAAUGUGACCUCAGUCAGCUCGCAGUUGAAGGCAGCCUUCUGCUAAUGUUUGUGUUUAACUGUUGAUUUAGUCUCUGGGAAGUUAGCCUUGGGCAGGACAAAAGGCUACGGAUCAUUCCUGCAAAUUAACAAAUAAACCUUUUUUUUUUUUUUUUUUUAAACACCUCACGUUUAAAGAGAUUACAAUAAUGCGUAGAUAUAAUAGGCUACUCAUGUCAAUUUAUGGACUACAGGGUGGCUUCAGGGAUUUUGUGGUCUUCAACCGUGACACCAUGGUGUUCAGAUGAAGUCGAUACUCACUGUUUUCUGUUGUGUUGUGUUUUCUUUUCCUUGCAGUAUAUCCUCAUGUUUGCAUGUGCACGGAAAUGUUCCAAAGUGCUGCCCUCAGACGUUGUGGGUGGUGCUCAUUUCUUUAUUAUGCAUGAAAAUAAAAGUCACAAUGGGUGAAAUGGGAUAAACCUGACAACAAUUCAAGACAGACAAUUGAAAACACACACUGGGAUAGCUGUUCUGUUGUUUUUUUUUCCUUUGAGAAAACAAGAGGUCUUGUUUAAAAUGUUGUGGAUGUCUUUAGCCUAUUUCAUGUUUUUAUUACCUUAUAAUAAGGUCCCUUCAUGAUGAGCUGAAUAUUGACAUGAAUUUUACUAUAUCCUUGUGAUGGGGAGUUGUGCUCCUCUGUUUACUUGGCACUUAAGUUUGUUGUAAUGCAAUUGUUUUGUUAUUUCUAUGUAAGUACUUGAAUAAAGAAAAAUAUCACUUGC
Labrus bergylta (ballan wrasse) is the source of this 6093-nucleotide messenger RNA. RefSeq names its product early growth response 3 (gene egr3). The record is from RefSeq and is a predicted model, not a curated record. Gene Ontology annotation, biological process: regulation of transcription by RNA polymerase II. Gene Ontology annotation, molecular function: RNA polymerase II cis-regulatory region sequence-specific DNA binding; DNA-binding transcription factor activity, RNA polymerase II-specific. Lineage: Eukaryota; Metazoa; Chordata; Actinopteri; Labriformes; Labridae.